CAUUCCUUUCUGUACUCACUUCCUGAACAACUAUAUUAGUCAACGAAAGACAAAUGUUACAGCAAGUCAGUCGUUUUUUGUGAAAAACUAAAGACAGUUUUUUCAUACGGCAGAGCUUGCUGUAAAGAAUCGUAAUGACGAAGCAGCAACAUGUGUGGUGCGAUCAAGAUCUGGUGAUGUCAACAUCCCCGUCAUCUUACUUGGAAUAGAAACAAUCACCAUUAAAAGCAAGUUUACAUUGAUACGGAGUUGGCAAGACAAGAAAGCUCCUUCACUUGAAGUUCACAACUUGUGCACUCUUACAAGUUGGUCAGACUUCAUGCAUUUACUGGAUCUGAAAUGAUUCGUGGCAAGUCUUUUACGCAAAGCGAAGCUCUUGUGUAGGAAACUUGCAAGCACAGAUCCAAUGUUUCUGAAAAUGUUCGUCCGACUUGGUACGGAUGUGUGUGAAGAAUUGUUUGGUGCACUUGAAAAAAGUUCGGAAGUUAUGGGUGACAAUUAUGAACCGGAGACGGCAAAUUUUCAACUGAGGCAAGGUGCUUCUGCCAGUGAAAAUUCGGAAAGCACUUCACAGCUUGUCGUUACUGGAGAAAAUCCUCCAAAAUACAGAGAUAUGUUGGAAAUUCAGGAUAUGGAUUACACUACAGCAAACGAAAUAUAUAGGCAUCUGGACCAUGAGGAUAUGAGUUCGGAAGAUCUGGUGAGUGCUUUUGACCACUUUACUCAUUUUGAAGGGGCUGAUAUGCGAAAGUCAUGCAAACCAAAUGGUGGAAAGGGCCUGGCAGAAAUGGUCAUCACUAGAUGGGCUAACGAUCCAAAUAGCAAUCAUAAUAUUAAAGCCUUGAAAACGAUCGUUGAGAAUAGGCUCAAAAGAAAAGAUGUUCUCGAAUUGUUAGAAAAGUGGGAGAAGAAAUUUCCUCGCAGAGUAAACGGGAGGCAAGAAGAAGCAUUUGACAUCAAUUGAAUACAUAACAACGCUGAUAUACAUUCGCAAUUAACAUUGAAAUAAACGUUUAUUUAUAGGGUGACAUACUAAAACAAGCAUAUAAGCAAUUUCGCCUGUUGCACUCAUGCCGUUAAUUGCUGUCGACAUAUAUUAUUUCUUAGAUUACCAUACAUAUUCGAAACACCAGCUUUCAAAGGUUUUGUUAAACUUCAAUAGUAUUUUAGUUCUUAAUCCCAAGAAAACUAAUUCACAGGAUUUAUUUUAGACAAUAUUCUGCUGUUGGUCAUAAAAAAAUGUAGGCCUAUUGUUUUCAAGCAACUGUAUAAGUAAUUAUCUGUAAAUUUCUACAUUAUACAAACGUGAACUUAAAAAACGCUUCAAUAUUUACAGGUUAUGUUAUAAAUCACUGAAUUCCUUCACCAAUUUGAGGGUACUCAAUAUAAAUCUUAGAACCCAACGUAUUAUUUUCAACAUAGCCAUAAACAAUAUAGUUUUGUGAAAUUUAUGAAAAGAGUAACGUUUUGUAUUAACUCAAGACAUCUUUAGACUAAUUAAGAAGUUAACAAGAAUUAUAUGUAUAUAUGCUUA
Molecule: messenger RNA, 1534 nt
Organism: Xenia sp. Carnegie-2017
Lineage: Eukaryota; Metazoa; Cnidaria; Anthozoa; Malacalcyonacea; Xeniidae
Exons: 5
Coding region: 407-964 (185 amino acids)
Source: RefSeq, a predicted model, not a curated record